AUGGAAGCGGCCAUCCGCUUCUCUCAGAACUCGUUUCCCGAAAACCCACAAAGAUUCUUAUACGUCGACGUCGUCGGGAAAUCUUUCAGACUGUGCAACAUCACGAAGCAAACCAAGAAGGAUUUCAAAUAUGAAGCCAUUCAUACCUCGACCAAAGUCCCGGCAUUUCGCGCCUUUGACUGGCAUCCCAUCAAUGAGGAUCUCGUUGUUGUCGGUCAAGCUGGGGGAGAAGCUACACUCUUGAACAUCGCAGAAGGCCAACAGGAUUCCCUUUCUUUUCAAGUCAGGAGUCAGCGCCUGUGCAAUGCUGUGGCCCUCAACACCCAAAACCUCCUCGCCGUCGGUCUCGACAAAGUGAGGACCGAUUUUUGUCUCAACAUAUGGGAUUUCAACCAGCGGCUGCCUGCUGCGGGAUCAAAGGGCUUCUCCAAGAACUACUCAGAUCCCCUCCAUAAGUUGGCAAGUGGGGAGCCCAUCACCAGUUUGAAGUUCUUUCAGGACGACCCUUCACUCUUGGUUGCCGGGGUCAAAGGUCAAUUUGUCAGGCUGUAUGAUUUGCGAGAGCCAUCUAUUGGCAACGGGUUGCAGUUCGCUACCCGGUGUGUCCAUAACCUGGCCAUUGACUGGCUGGACGAGAACUACUUUGCUUCUUGUUAUCCGACGAACGACCCUUCGAUAUGUGUGUGGGAUCGGAGAAUGAUCAGCCGUGUCAACACGCCACAAAUGGGAUUCACUGGAGGUUCCCAUAGUGAAAAUCGCCAACCCGAACUGUCUUUGGAGUUGAAGAGCGUUGUCGAAAGUCCAGGGACAAUUUGGAGCGUGAGGUUUUCUAAGGCUGAGCGAGGAUGCUUGGGCGUUCUUUCCAGUACCGGACAUCUGAAAAUAUACAAUCUGGGCAAAGAAUUUUCUUCAGAGACCUACCGGGUCGAAAAUGACGGAGGCCAUGAUCUCUCAUGGGAGACGAGCGCACCACAAGAGAUCUUUCUCGAUCGAGCGCAAGACCUCGAGAAGCCAUAUGCAACUACCUCUGCUCCAAGAGACGAGAAAUCGAGGGUCGUGUCCUUCGACUUCAUGACAGCCACGACAAAGAUGAGGCAAUCGAGAAUGCUGACCCUUGAUGGACGGGGUCAAGUCAAGCUCACUUCCCCGAAGCCUCCUCCAGGCCCUUCAACCCUCUCCUCGGCCGGGUAUCUGUGCAAAGGCAGCCACUUCAUCGAACAAUUACCUACAGUCACUACUGAACCAGGAAAUCUGAUUGACCAAAUCCGGCGCCGAGCUCAGCCCCGUAACAUUCUUAGGCAGACUUUCAAGCAGUCGCGACAGAACAGGACAAUGCCUGAUGCAAAACGAAUGUCGAGCCUCGAUGAUCAGGCAUGGCACGCAGAUCUGGGGUACUACGAAAAGGACGUGCCAUUGCCGGACCUUGUGACGUUGACCUCGCUCCUGCGGUUGCGUUGCGAAGCAGGUUAUCUUCUUAAUCCCUCCAAGAAUAAAGCCAUUGUCUCGGAUUCCCACUGGCUCCAGUCGUUCUGGGCCUGGGUGGAACGUGCCGCGAAAAUAUCCAAGAACGGCAACAUGACACAAGACAAUUUUGACCUUUCUUACGUUGGUGUCUAUGGCCUUUGGAUGGAAGACAUUGAUCCCAAGCAUCGAAUGCUCGGUCAGAGCCCUAACAAACUCGGCAAAACCAUUGAGAAUCUGGUGCGACGCUUGAACAUACCCGGUAUGAACAGAGUGACAACCGAAUAUGCUGCCAACAGACAGCUCUGCCUCUAUUCCGCUGGCCUAGCGUGGUCCUCGGAUGAGCUCGACUUGAUCGUCAAGCGGCUAGUGACCAAAAAUCAACACACCAAGGCGGCGGCAUUGGCUCUGUUCGCGAUGGAUCGCAAACUGGCAUUCAAGGCUCUCCGCAGCAAAACCGCUAAUCAAUCUCACAAAAUGCUGGCUAUGGCAAUUGCAGGGGCGUUCAAGAAGACCCGAAAUGAAGAUACUGGAACAAUGAGCCCUGAUGAGUCGGAUGCCCAGGAUGAUUGGGUCGACACUAUUUCAUCUCUUGCGGAUGAGUUGACUGAUCCUUAUGCGCGAGCGAUCCUGGCAUAUGUCAAAACUGGGGAUUGGUCAAAUGUUGUUACGGAAGAGUCCCUUCCUCUCAAAUACCGCGUCUGCAUUGCUUUGCGACACUAUGACGACUCGAGACUGACAAAGUAUAUCUCGCAAGCAACCAAGGAAGCAGUGACUACAGGAGAUAUUGAAGGUGUUGUUCUGACUGGCACGGCAACGCAGGCUGCUUUUGACCUCAUGGUCGGCUACGUUCAGCGCUUUGGUGACCUACAGACAGUGGUGUUGGCACUUUGCGCGACCGUUCCGCGAUACUUGGACGACGAGGCAGUGCUUCGCAAAUUCGAUGGCUGGAAAGAUUCUUAUAGGCACAUGAUGAACAGUUGGAAUCUGAAGUUUGACCGAGUCCGAUUUGACAUUGCCUGCCAAAAUGCCGCCAGAGACGAAGCGGGAAGACCACUCAUACCACCGGCAAAGCAACAAGUACGUCUUGUCUGCGGAUUCUGCGCACAGAGUAUCGCACAUCUGGCUGGAACGGACGGUGAAAACGCGCCGGGCCACAAGGUUGUCGAAACCACUCGGCAUCCACUAACCAAGGAGAAGGCCGCGGCCGCUGGGAUAGUCUGCCCCAAAUGCGAACGGCAUUUGCCACGGUGUGGUGUUUGCGACCUUUGGCUUGGAAUACCUGACGAAUCGUAUCUGCCGUGGUACGCGUCGCAGGCGGCAUCAAAGCAUGAUGUUGGUAAAACCACUCUUGAUCUCAGUGCCAGCGUUGCAGGGAGUGUCCAGACGACACUUGGACCCGACAACACCAUGGGGCCAACCAGCAAAGGCACCAGCUCGCCCCGACCGAGACAGUCGAUUCCAGUGAACUCGAAGAUCUCGACAAGUGAUUCCUCGACAAAGACGACCGUUCCUGUCACCCAAUCAGCCGCUAGAGGGGUGGACUCGGUUCCCGACAUCACCGUGGCUGCGCCGCCAGGUUCAGCUCCAGGUCAAGAGCCUGACGGCGUAAUGGAGAUGAUUGAGACAGCACGGAAGUGGGAUAGCGCAAUGUCUCGCUUCACGGUGAUGUGCCUGAAGUGUUCUCAUGGAUGCCACGCCGCACAUGCACGGAUGUGGUUCGAGAAGCAUCGUGUGUGUCCCGUUCCAGAAUGCACGUGUCUGUGUAACGUGUGA
Messenger RNA from Cladophialophora immunda, 3237 nucleotides. RefSeq lists its product as uncharacterized. NCBI's taxonomy places the organism in Eukaryota, Fungi, Ascomycota, Eurotiomycetes, Chaetothyriales, Herpotrichiellaceae. The record is from RefSeq and is a predicted model, not a curated record. The transcript has a single exon. Gene Ontology annotation, cellular component: cytoplasm. Bases 1 to 3237 code for a protein of 1078 amino acids. Gene Ontology annotation, molecular function: protein binding. Gene Ontology annotation, biological process: positive regulation of TORC1 signaling.